CUCGAGUCGAAUCAUUGAUGAUAAAGUCGUUCGCGUCGUCGUUGUAUCGCGUUCAGUAAACCGACGAAUGUUGAAGCUGACUAACGUGCGCGAAGCUUUUCCCGUUUACGCCUUGUUGUUCGUGUGAAGCUCGUAGUGUUAUGCGGUUUUAGUUUACAGCGUGAAUAAAUACAAAAAUUGUCCACAAAGUGUUUGCAAGAGUGGCAUAAAAAGAAGAGCAAAUAUAUAUACGUAAGCAGCAGCAGCAGCUACAGCAACAACAGCCGAAAUAACUAAAAACUAAGCGAAAACAUUCCGCAACGGGAUAAAACACAGUUAUUUCUACGCCUCAAGUUGUUCCAGAGUUUUCCAAAAUGUGCCGCUGUUUUCAGAACUGCGUGGAAGAUUGUUACUGGAACUGCUUUGAGGAGCGAUUUUGCUAUGAUGAAUCAAUCGCCAAUUACAAUGCCGAUGAUGAUGAGGAAUAUCUGGCGUCUCAGAAGCGUGGCACCAUAAUUGGACGUGCUCAGCCCACGGUGCAAGACAACAAUCAUCUACUGACAGUGCCACAACCCAUUUGCGACCAGCCACUGGGCCGCGGAAACUCGGGCCUAAUGAGCGCCAAAAUUCACGAGGAGGAUUAUCGGCGCGUGACCCAGACGAAUGUACCCAUGCUGGGACCAGAGAUAUUGGCGGUGUUUGCCAACUCGCAGAUCUUCCAAGAUCAUCAGCCCACCAAGCUGAAUCGCAUCAGCACAAAGACCUUCUUGGCUGGCAUCCAUUCGCCCAACAAGGAGGCGCCCACCACGCCACGGCUCAGCGAACAGGAGCGCCUAUUGCGCCGCCUGGAAGCUGGUCUGCAGAUUGAUGCCACAGACUCAACAAAGACCGAGGCAAGCGUAGCCGAAGCUGCGACAGCCGAGAAACGGAUUACGUUCACAUUGGCCCCCACGGAGUCCUCGCCGGAAGGCAGCCAGACGCUGACGCCGAAAAAGUUCGAGCCCAUUGCCGAAGAAGAGAAGGAGGAUGACAAGGAUAUGGACGAGGUGAUAUUGAGACCGCGUCUCAUCGACCGCCAUCCACAUCUGUUGCCCAAUGCGAGCGGAAUUCCGACCACGCCCAAGCGGACGCUUCGCGCUGCCAAAAGCGUGCCGCACAUGCAUGUGGCGGGCAGCGAUACGGACAUAUUCGCCAUCACGGGCACUGGCAGCCAGAUCAGCAUGACGCCGGAGGUGCCCUCCAUAUCCUUCAGCAAUCUGCCGAAGAACUACGAGGAUACGCCGACCAUAGAAAAGUAUCGCGUAUCGCAGAGUCUCUACUCCAUACAGAAUGCAAAUGCGGCUCGUGCCUCACAGGAUGACUAUUCCAUGCCGCGUUACUUCCGGCGAUCCAAUAUGCUCUUAACUCAAAGCACCGAAAUUCUGCCCAGCUCCACAUCGCUGGCCUCCAUAUCAACGUCAGCGGCAUCGACUUCCUCCUCCAGGAACGAGCUGCGCCGCCCCGAGCAGCCCAAGAGCAAGCGCCUCCAAAUGCUGCGUGGCAAUCUGCCUCCGCUGCUCAUCCAUUCCGUGUCCUUCAAGCGCAAUCGAGAGGAAGGCAAGCAAGUUGAUUAGCUCUCUACAUCUAAAAAUGUGACCUUAUCUUGGCUUCGAUAUUUCUUAUACUCAUUGAAAAUGUGGUUAAGCUGAGUGCAAUAUUGUGGUUAGAAUGUAUGCUAAAGGCCGUAGGAGGCGUGCUCGAUUCCAUUUGCUAUAUAUAUUACUGAUCAGGAUUAACAGUCAAGCUAAGCUAGAUCUGUCUGCCUGUGGGUCCUUAAAAUGUGUAACUCAGUUAGAUUUUUCUAUAUCAUCGAUAGGUUCCUCCAUUUCGUUUAAAUCAAUUAAAAUCCAUAUGAAACUUUAGUAAUUUAUAAAUAUUUUGAAAGUUUCAAGAACAAGAGUUAAAUGUUAAAUACUAAUCUUAUUGAAAACCUUUUGAAAUAUUACCAAAUUCUGAAAAAAGUCUCAUUUUCGAAGAGCACGACACGUCCUUCAAGGUAUUUGCUAGUCGGGCAUUGCCGACUAGAGCACUUACUUGUUACUUAAAGGGAAUGUGCCUUAGU
Messenger RNA from Drosophila hydei, 2080 nucleotides. RefSeq lists its product as uncharacterized. NCBI's taxonomy places the organism in Eukaryota, Metazoa, Arthropoda, Insecta, Diptera, Drosophilidae. Bases 354 to 1592 code for a protein of 412 amino acids. The record is from RefSeq and is a predicted model, not a curated record. The transcript has 6 exons.